This is a messenger RNA of Prionailurus viverrinus (fishing cat), 963 nucleotides long. RefSeq names its product calneuron 1 (gene CALN1). The transcript has 6 exons. The record is from RefSeq and is a predicted model, not a curated record. Bases 1 to 786 code for a protein of 261 amino acids. NCBI's taxonomy places the organism in Eukaryota, Metazoa, Chordata, Mammalia, Carnivora, Felidae. Gene Ontology annotation, molecular function: calcium ion binding.
AUGCGGCUGCCCGAGCAACCUGGAGAGGGGAAGCCUGAGAAUGAGGAAAAGGGGGGCAGAGGAGCCCCCGGAGGGGGAGAGGAGCCGCCGAGGAGCCAGGCCCCCGACUUCCCCACUUGGCAAAAGAUGCCUUUCCACCAUGUGACCGCUGGCUUGUUGUACAAGGGGAAUUACCUCAACCGAUCCCUGUCCGCGGGCAGCGACAGCGAGCAGCUUGCUAAUAUCUCCGUGGAGGAGCUGGACGAGAUCCGAGAGGCCUUUCGGGUUCUGGACCGAGAUGGGAACGGCUUCAUCUCCAAGCAGGAGCUAGGAAUGGCCAUGCGCUCUUUGGGGUACAUGCCGAGUGAGGUGGAACUGGCCAUCAUCAUGCAGCGCCUGGACAUGGACGGGGAUGGCCAGGUGGACUUUGAUGAAUUCAUGACAAUUCUUGGCCCCAAACUCGUGUCUUCCGAAGGUCGCGAUGGUUUUCUCGGAAACACAAUAGACAGCAUAUUCUGGCAGUUCGACAUGCAGAGGAUAACUCUGGAGGAGCUGAAGCACAUCCUCUACCACGCCUUCCGGGACCACUUGACAAUGAAGGACAUCGAGAACAUCAUCAUCAACGAGGAGGAGAGCCUGCAGGAGACCUCGGAGAACUGCCAGACAGAGUUCGAAGGAGUGCAUGCGCAGAAACAGAACAGGCAGACCUGCGUCCGCAAGAGCCUCAUCUGCGCCUUCGCCAUGGCCUUCAUCAUAAGCGUCAUGCUGAUCGCGGCCAACCAGAUCCUCCGGAGCGGCAUGGAGUAGGCCGCCCCCCCACCGGGCUGCGUGCCCAGCUCACCGCGCAUGCGCAUGCCCAGCGGGCAGACUCUGUUCCUCCGCAAAAGCAGAUACGGUUGCAGACCAGGCACGGUCGGGCGAAGACCCCCCAAGGCUGCAGUGCAACAGGUGUUGACCAUUCACUUCAUCUCCUUGGCAGGGACA